AUGGAUAUGAAUAUUUAAAAAGAAACUUUGAUUAAAAAUAAUCAAAAUGGAUCAGUCCAAAUAAUAGAUGGAGACUUAAAUUAAGAUUACAAUGAAUUAAUUCAACUAAAUCAGAUGUAGGAACUAAAUGAAAAAGUUGUCAAAAAAAAUAUUUUAUUCAAACAUAGUUUUACCGACAACAUGAAGUUAUACUAAGUGUAGAAAGAGAAAUUGAUGUUCACUAAUCAAUUUGUGAAUACACUUCACAUAUCUUAUUAUCAUCAUUUCCCAUUAUGUUUUAGUCCUGAUGAUAUCUAACUGCUCAUAACUUAAGGAUUUUGUACCCACAUCAAACUUAAUGCAGAGAAAUUUAGAAACAAAUUUGUAAACUUCUAAGGAUAAGAAAUAUUGAAAAUAAUCGUUGAAGAUCUAGAUCGAAUAGAAGAUUAUAAAUGGGAAGAAUUUCCUAAGAAAUUUUCUCAAAUGAUAAAGGAUUAAAUAGGUUAAAAAAGAUAUGAGCUAUGUGUACAACAGUAUUCCACUACUAAUGAUGUAGCUAAAGUUUGUUAUGAAGUAAGUUUAAUGGAUACAAUGCAAAAAUAUUUUAAAUAUGUAGUUGGAGCCGGAUGUGGAAUUUCUAAAAUUAAACUUCAAGGUACAUUAGAAGAUUGGCAAUAAUUAAGAUAAAAUGUAGAACCACUUAGAGAAUUUGAAUUAGAUUGGUGGAUAAAUGAAAUUGUGCCAAUAUUAGAUUAAUUUAUUAAUUUAUAUUAAGGCAAUGUUGAUAAAGUUUUUUGGAAUAAUAUUUAUAGAUUUUAACAUCCAGAUCCAAAAAUAUAUGAUAUAAGACCAGGAUUUGCUACUGGAUGGAUUACCUACUUUUUCCCUUAUAAAGUAAAUGAAAAUGCAAGUAUUAAUGAUAAAGAACCUUUUGUUAAAAAUGAAUUUUCUAAAACUUGGGAUAAGUUUUAACAAAUAUAUCCAGAAUAAUUCCCUUCAGGAGUAUCUAAGGCACCUGUAACUCUUGAAUGGCGCCGUCAAGAAAUACCAAUUUAAUUUUCUUCAGGAUAUUUUGGGAUUACCCUAGUUGAUAAUGAAUUUUUGAAACCUCAAUUAGGAUGGGCUAUAAUGUAACUUAACUAAUCUAAGGUCAAAUAAACCAAAAAUACUUAGAAACAAUAAUUACUUCCUAAAUAAAAAAUUGAAAAGCCUCUUUAAAUUUAAUAAAAAAGUCAACCAACUAAGCAAAUAUAGAAACCAAUACAAGAUUAAAAAUAACAAAUUGUUUAAUCUCCUUAAAUCAAAUAAAAUACUAUUAAGCCAGUUCCUAAAGUUCAAAGUACAAAAAGUAAUUAAGUAACUGUAAAAUCAAAUCAACCAAAAGAAUAGUAAAAUAAAAUCAGCAAAAAGUGAUUCUAAUAUGAUAAUUAUG
Molecule: messenger RNA, 1411 nt
Organism: Paramecium primaurelia
Lineage: Eukaryota; Ciliophora; Oligohymenophorea; Peniculida; Parameciidae
Source: the annotation of a GenBank genome assembly